AUGAAGGAUUUGGGUCUUCUUAGCUAUUUUCUCGACUUGGAAAUCUCUCAUGAUCCGUCUGGUUACUUUCUCUCCCAAGCCAAGUAUACUUCUGAUCUCUUGGCUCGUGCUGCUCUUACCGAUUGCAAGACUACCUCUACUCCUGUUGAUCCUCAGACUCGUCUCACACCUCUUGACGGCCACCAAUUAUCUGAUGCUACUUUAUAUCCUCAACUAGUUGGCAGUCUUGUCUAUGUCACUGUUACUCGUCCAGCCAUUACUUAUGCUGUUCACAUUGUUAGUCAGUUCAUGGCUGCUCUUCGCUCUUUACAUUAUGAUGCUCUAAUUUGCAUUUUACGAUAUCUCAAAAGCAUUAUGUUUCGUGGUCUUCACUAUUCCGCUCACUCUUCCUUGCAGUUACAUGCAUUUUCUGAUGCUGAUUGGGCAGGGGAUCCUACUAAUUGCCAUUCUACUACAGGAUUUUGCUCCUUCUUGGGUGACUCUCUCAUUGCCUAG
Messenger RNA from Camellia sinensis, 495 nucleotides. Lineage: Eukaryota; Viridiplantae; Streptophyta; Magnoliopsida; Ericales; Theaceae. The record is from RefSeq and is a predicted model, not a curated record.